AUGUAUCAUUAUAUUGAGGAUUUAGUUCCUGAAGAUGGGCAUCCUUCAUAUUUACAACUAUAUUUCUUCGAUACGGAGCACGAGUUAGAAAAUCGUAUUCAUGACGCAGAAAGAUUAGAUCCUUCUAUCAUUGCUCGAUUAAUGGAUAUACUUGAGGUUAAUCCAUAUUGUCGCUUCUUUAGAACCCUCAGCAACAUUUCAAGUCUUGAAAAUCAUACAAUUCGUAUAAGAUCAGAUAUUGAUUUAGACCAACGUGUUUACAAUGCUCCGUCGGUAUCGCAAGUAGCAGCUAUAUGGACAGAAACUGACAACUGUACAGAACAAAAAGGUCGAGACAUUAUUGUUUUUAACAAAACAGGAGGCAGUCAUAUUGUUCAGUAUUAUUUUGGAUGUUAUGAUCCAUUACAAUACCCAUUAUUGUUUCCUUUCGGUGACUCGGAUUGGCACCAGGGAAUCAAAAAAGUAGAAAGAGAAACGAUAUCGUUAAAUGCCCAGGCAUUAGAAUCACACUUUAUUGAACAUUCAAAUAGCGCGGAAGAAUUUCUUCGAAAAGAAGGCCAAGUUUUGAAGAAUAAGAAGAAAGUACCAACGGUUUCAUGUCGUGAAUAUUAUUGUUUCAAAUUACAAAUAAGAGAUAUGUACAUGUCGAUUUUGUUACUAUCUGGUCGUUUGCUGCAACAAUUUGUUGUCGAUAUGUACAUUAAAAUUGAAACGUCAAGACUAGAUUAUUUUCGCUCGAAACAACAUGAGAUUAGAUCAGAUGUGUAUCAAGGUAUUGUAGAUAGUCUUUCAGUUGGAGAAACUUGCGCAUCCAAUAUUGGAAAACGGAUUAUUCUACCUUCAUCUUUUAUUGGAGGUCCAAGAGAUAUGCGGAAGAGAUAUAUGGAAGCAAUGGCAUUAGUUCAACGUUUUGGCAAAUCUGAUAUAUUUCUAACCAUGACAUGUAAUCCAAAUUGGGAAGAAAUCUUAGAACAACUAAAUCCACAUGAAGAAGUUCAGAACCGCCCUGAUUUAAUUGCAAGAAUCUUUAGAGCAAAAUUAGAAGAAUUGAAGAUUGAUCUGUUUAAGCGAGAAAUUUUUGGUAAGGUUGCAGCAUAUGUUUAUACCAUCGAAUAUCAAAAAAGAGGUCUACCACAUGUUCAUUUCUUAAUUAUACUUCAGAAAGACUGGAGAAUUUAUGCACCUGAAACUUUUGACGAAAUUGUUUCAGCAGAAAUACCUAACAAAACGAGAAAUUUACAUUUAUAUAAAGUUGUCCUUAGACACAUGAUGCAUGGUCCUUGCGGAAUAUUAAAUCCAGCCAAUAUAUGUAUGGACAAAGACGGCAUUUGUAAGAAUCGAUACCCCAAAGAAUUUACAGCUAAUACAACUGUUGAAACUGAUUGUUUCCCUUCAUACAAACGUUCUAACAAUGGAGUCAUUGCUAGAAUUAGAGGAAAAGAUUUAGACAAUCGGUGGGUUGUUCCAUACAAUCCGUAUCUUGUUUCCAAAUAUAAUUGUCAUAUUAACGUUGAGAUUUGUUGUACAGUUAAAGCUGUUAAAUAUCUAUACAAGUAUAUUUAUAAAGGACAUGAUCGUGUUGCUUUCAAUAUCAUUAGCAAAGAAAAUAACCAACAAAUUGACGAAAUCGAACAAUUUCAAUCGGGAAGAUGGAUUACUCCACCUGAAGCAAUGUGGAGAAUAUACGGUUUCACGCUUAACGAAAUGUAUCCAUCAGUUUAUAGUUUGCACCUACACCUAGAAGAUCAACAUUUGGUGUCUUUUCGUGCACACGAAGAUCUAAACAAUGUGUUAAACUCGUAUACGUCCAAAAAAUCGAUGUUGACAGAAUUCUUUUAUAGAAACCAAAUUGACGAGAAUGCACAAAAAUUGUUGUAUAGAGAAUUUCCUGAAAAAUUUGUUUGGGAUUCACAAUGUAGAAUUUGGACUCCGAGGAAAAAAAAAACUGUUAUAGGCCAAAUUGUUACAGCCAAUCCAUUUGAAGGUGAAAGAUAUUAUCUACGGAUGUUAUUGAAUCAUAUCAGAGGAGCAACGUCAUUUGAGAAAUUAAGAACAGUUAAUGGUGUUGUACUACCAACGUAUCGUGAAGCAGCUACUUCUCAUGUUGUUAGGAAGAUGGUUCUACAAGAUAUUGCUUCCACACUAGAAUCUAUGGGAAAAGAUAUAAAUAUGUAUCGUUUUGUUCCUGCCGAUAUAUUUUACGGUCAAGAUGAAUUUACAAAUAGAGAAAUUGACGACGAACGAGUAGUCACAAUUCCAACUGAAGAUUUACUUGCAUCACAAGUCCUAAAUUCUGAACAAAAAAAUGCGUAUGAUUUGAUAUUGCAUACAUUAGUAUCAAAUAAAGCUGGUGCUUUUUUCGUUGAUGGCCCUGCUGGUACCGGUAAAACUUUUCUAUACAGAGCACUUCUAGCAGAAAUUAGAUCGAAAAAUAUGAUAGUACUUGCAACUGCGUCAUUCGGUGUUGCUGCCUCCAUCUUACCUGGAGGACGAACAACACAUUCAAGAUUUAAGAUUCCAUUAAAUGCAGAUAAAAGCAGCACAUGUAAUGUGAGUAAAUAG
Messenger RNA from Carya illinoinensis, 2562 nucleotides. RefSeq lists its product as uncharacterized. Gene Ontology annotation, molecular function: DNA helicase activity. The transcript is spliced from 3 exons. Bases 1 to 2562 code for a protein of 853 amino acids. The record is from RefSeq and is a predicted model, not a curated record. Gene Ontology annotation, biological process: DNA repair; telomere maintenance. NCBI's taxonomy places the organism in Eukaryota, Viridiplantae, Streptophyta, Magnoliopsida, Fagales, Juglandaceae.